This is a messenger RNA of Musa acuminata AAA Group (dessert banana), 1439 nucleotides long. RefSeq names its product homeobox-leucine zipper protein ATHB-13-like. Gene Ontology annotation, molecular function: DNA-binding transcription factor activity, RNA polymerase II-specific; sequence-specific DNA binding. The coding region runs from base 248 to 1105 and encodes 285 amino acids. Gene Ontology annotation, cellular component: nucleus. The record is from RefSeq and is a predicted model, not a curated record. NCBI's taxonomy places the organism in Eukaryota, Viridiplantae, Streptophyta, Magnoliopsida, Zingiberales, Musaceae. Gene Ontology annotation, biological process: positive regulation of DNA-templated transcription. The transcript is spliced from 2 exons.
UUGAUUGCUGCCAUCUCCCUCGGAUUCUUCUGCUGCGUGAAGGUUGCCGAUGCCGUCUACUUCACCCGUCCAUGGUAUUCUCCAUCUCCCUUGCUGUGACUUGGACUCCACGCCUUGUCCCCAUUAGCAGUACGCCUCUCUUCCUUUCAUAUACUGCACCACUCGCUCCUCCUUCCUUCCUCGUCCUCUCACCACCAUGGCAGCUAUCGGCAUCGACCAGAGCAGCUUUUAGCGUCUGCCAUCGCCGAUGUUUCAGAACCAGAUGACCUGCAAUGGGAUGCCGCCGCUCUUCCCUGCGAACCUGUUGCUGCAGAUUCCCCACGACGAGACCAGUCCUCCGGGAUUCGGAGGCGAGAGGCCUUACCUGGCGAGCUACCCCCAGGACCUGACACUGGGACUUCUGUCGAACGACUGCGUGGGUGCUGCAAGCGUGGAGACCCUUCUGGGGAAACGAUCCGUGUCCUUCUCGAGGAUGGAGGCCUGCGAGGAGUUGAACAUCGAGGAGGACCUCUCCGACGACGGAUCGCAGCCGGCAGGCGAGAAGAAGAAGAGGCUGAACCUGGAGCAGGUCAGGGUACUGGAGAAGAACUUCGAGAUGGGGAAUAAGCUGGAGCCGGGGAGGAAGAUGGAGUUGGCCAGGGCUCUCGGGCUGCAGCCGAGGCAGGUGGCCAUAUGGUUCCAGAACAGGAGGGCGAGGUGGAAGACGAAGCAGCUGGAGAAGGACUACGAUGUGCUCAAGAGACAGCUCGAAGCCAUGAAGACGGAGAACGAAGCCCUGCAAGCCCAGAACAAGAAGCUUCUCUCCGAGGUUUUGGCUCUCAAAGGCAAGGAGACCUCAGAGCCCAUCAAUCUCAACAAGGAAACAGAGGGCUCCUGCAGCUUCAGGAGCGACAACAGCUCCGACAUCAAUCUGGAUCUCUCGACAUCGGAUGCCCACAAGAGCAGAGUCUUCUUCCCAUCUUAUAGGCCGCCCCCAGCUAAGACAGAGACACCCAAGGAAGAACACAGCAGCAUCCAGGAAGAGAGCUUCUGCACCAUGUUCUGCAGCACAGACGAUCAAUCCGCCUUCUGGGCAUGGUCAGAGCAACACAAUUUUCAUCAGUAGUUCUUCCGUCCACCGACUGAUCGAUAAAUUACCGAACGGUCAUCAUCACAUGCUUUAGGAAGAGCAGACUGUAUGCACAAGUACGUACGCGCGCUGGUUCACGAAGAAGAAAGCUGCCAGUUUGGGCUGGAAAGAGGAAGGGAGUUGCUACGACAAUAAGUAAUUCUCAUUGGUGAGUGAUGUUAUGUAUCUUCUGUGAGUCAAUCUGUGUGUUUACUUUUCCCAUAACUUGAGAGGUGUGGCAUACCGUACAAGAAUUGGAACAUAGGUUUCAUUAGGCUGUUCAUAGAUGUUUGCUGAACCAUGAAAUAAUGGGUUUCUUUUCUCCUCGAAA